UUAGAAACCGCUAGCGAGCAACAUUUGCUGCACGAAAACUAUUCUUUCACAACUCCUAACAGAGGAAAACAGCCUUUUCAGCGUUUUCAUUUAACAUCUGAGCCACAUGACCACAAGUCUAUCAGUCAUGUGAAUGCUGCGCAUAUGACACGCAGCGUUUCCCGUUCAGCUGAAUACAGACGGUCGCUAUAAUCAAUCGAAAACUGCAUUCGCGCACAUAUGCACUUUAAAACCCUGCAAGUCCAUAGAAUGCAAUACACUUCAAUGGAAUAAUGCAUUCAGACUGUAUUUUUGAAAGCCUACCUUUUCAUACGAAGUCAAACAAUGGCAAACAAGUACUCUAAAAGACACACGAAACAAGACGCUCUGGAAAAUGAAACUGAGCAAGCAUCACUUGCACUGACUGUAGAGCUGUCAGCGAUGGAGAGCUGGAGAGCCCUGGCCAUCACGGUCUGUGUUUACGUCCUCCUUAAGUUCUUGAGUGUGUUCACAGUAUGUGCUUCCUACACAGAGCCUUGGGGAUUUAACCAGCUGUCAGCGAUGGAGAGCUGGAGAGCCCUGGCCAUCACGGUCUGUGUUUACGUCCUCCUUAAGUUCUUACAGGGCGGAGGGGUAGGGACAUCAGGGUUUGUCAGUAACUUGCGCAGCUUCCUGUGGACUUAUGUCCAGCAGUACACCAGCCGUGUGGUGCAGGUCCGUCUUUUCACUCACCUGCAUGACCUCUCUCUACGCUGGCACCUGGGCCGCCGCACCGGAGAUGUCCUGCGCAGCAUUGACCGUGGAACCUCCUCAGUCAACAACUUGUUAAGCUAUAUUGUGUUCAGCAUUGUACCCACUAUUGCUGACAUCAUCAUUGCCAUCAUCUAUUUUGUGACGUACUUCAGUGCCUGGUUCGGCCUCAUUGUUUUCAUUUGCAUGUUUCUCUACCUCACUAUCACCAUCAUUAUCACUGAAUGGAGGACCAAGUACAGGCGGGAAAUGAACACACAGGACAACAUUGCCAAGUCAAAAGCAGUGGACUCUCUUCUCAACUUUGAAACCGUAAAGUACUAUAAUUCAGAGGGUUUUGAAGUCAGGCGCUUUGAGGAUGCUAUCCUGAAAUAUCAGGCAUGUGAAUGGAAGACCAAUGCUUCCCUGGCUCUCCUGAACCAAACUCAGAACCUGAUUAUUGGAUUUGGCCUGUUGGCCGGAUCCCUGCUUUGUGCAUACUAUGUUACAGUGGACAAGUUUCAAGUUGGUGACUAUGUUCUUUUUGGAACCUACAUUAUUCAGCUCUACACUCCACUCAACUGGUUUGGUACAUAUUAUAGAAUGAUCCAAAGUGCAUUUGUUGACAUGGAGAGCAUGUUUGAACUGCUAACAGAGGAAAAAGAGGUAAAGGAUGAUGUGAAUGCAGGAGACCUUUUGUUCAUAGAAGGAAGGGUUGAUUUCCAGAACGUGUGCUUUAGUUACACUGCUGGGAAAGAAAUUCUCAGUGAAGUCUCAUUCACAGUGAUGCCUGGUCAGACAGUUGCACUGGUUGGUCCAUCCGGAUCAGGAAAAAGCACCAUCAUCCGUUUGCUUUUCCGUUUUUAUGACGUGCAGGGUGGCUGCAUCCUCAUCGAUGGUCAGGACAUCUCUAAGGUGAAACAGAACUCUCUACGAUCCUACAUUGGUGUAGUUCCUCAGGACACUGUUCUUUUCAAUGAUAACAUCCGUGAAAACAUUCGCUAUGGACGCAUCUCUGCAAGUGACCAAGAAGUAGAAGAGGCUGCAGUGGCUGCUGAUAUCCACCAUAAGAUAUUAUCCUUUCCAGACGGAUAUGAUACUGAGGUGGGUGAAAGGGGUCUGAAGUUGAGUGGAGGGGAGAAACAGAGAGUGGCCAUCGCUCGCACAAUCCUAAAAUCCCCUCGCAUUAUUUUGCUUGAUGAAGCUACAUCUGCUUUGGACAGUCAAACAGAGCGUAACAUUCAGGCUUCUCUCGCUAAGGUGUGUGCCAACCACACCACUCUGGUCGUGGCACACAGGCAUGAGGAGCUGCUGGCCAUGGGGGGACUGUACGCAGCCAUGUGGUUAAAACAGCAGCAAACCCCAGAGUCAGAGGUCUCUACAGAUGAACAACCGCAGGAGCCACAGCAGAGUGGCUGAAGCUGAUGGAGCAGCGAUGAUGAAUGGUGAUGGGUGAAAUCAAUCAGGAAAAUGGUAAAAGAGUUCAUCUCAGACACAGGGGCACCAGACUGCACAAACGUAAUAAACUACGAAGAGUGUUUCUCAGGGAAAGGUGUCAUUAAAAAUCUACCAAUCAUUGAGUACUUCUAAAUAUGUUAAAGGGUUAGUUCACUCUAAAAUGAAAAUGGUCCUCAUUUACUCAUU
This is a messenger RNA of Sinocyclocheilus grahami, 2352 nucleotides long. RefSeq names its product ATP binding cassette subfamily B member 6 (LAN blood group) b (gene abcb6b). The record is from RefSeq and is a predicted model, not a curated record. Gene Ontology annotation, biological process: heme transport; transmembrane transport. Gene Ontology annotation, molecular function: heme binding; ABC-type heme transporter activity; ATP binding. Gene Ontology annotation, cellular component: vacuolar membrane. NCBI's taxonomy places the organism in Eukaryota, Metazoa, Chordata, Actinopteri, Cypriniformes, Cyprinidae. The transcript is spliced from 17 exons. Bases 325 to 2127 code for a protein of 600 amino acids.